Molecule: messenger RNA, 2344 nt
Organism: Crotalus tigris (Tiger rattlesnake)
Lineage: Eukaryota; Metazoa; Chordata; Lepidosauria; Squamata; Viperidae
Gene: SMAGP
Product: small cell adhesion glycoprotein
Exons: 5
Coding region: 328-615 (95 amino acids)
Source: RefSeq, a predicted model, not a curated record
GCCUUAGCCUACUCACUAGAAAACUAGGAAGCAGCUAUAGGAAGAAACUAGAGUUAGAAGAAAUAUCCAUGCUAGCAGGAGCCGGGUAAGAAAUUCAACAAAUUUGUCAAGCCAAUAUUAUUUCCCCACCGUCCGGGAUUGCUCCAAUCAGGCCCAGACCAGAAGGUGUGGCUUCUGUGUGCAUUUGUACGGCUAGUCUAGGCCCUUGAUGGGGCCUGACAGGGUCCCUCUGCAGAUCUGAGUUAUUGGGGACAAGAGGAAACAGAACCAGGAGCUUCAAAAGUUUUUACAGAAGUCAAAAACACCUUAACGAAGAAGGGUGAUGCCAUGGCAGCUAUUCCAGCAACAUCACCAGCCACAGGGGUGCUGACCAGUCCAUUCAUGAAGAAGAUGAACACACCUACGUCCCAAGAUGAUGCCAAUAUGGCUGUUAUAGGAGCUGUUAUCGCCGUGGUUUUUCUCACUCUCCUUUCAGUCGUUGUGAUAAUUGUUGUUUACCUGUACAAGAAUAAAGGCAACUACCACACCUAUGAACAACCUGAAGUAGAUCCAGAGGGAUCAGUCCAAAUGGAAGAUUUCCCCUGUAAACCUGAAAAAGAAGAGUAUUUCAUAUAGAAGAUACCAGACUGCUGCCGUGUUUUAGACUGUCCUAACUUAAAUGAGCAGAAGUUUUAGGUUUGUCAUUCUUUUACUCAAGGAAUUAAAUGUGUAUUAGUAAAUGUUGUUUAUAUACUUGUGGAACUCUGGCUUAAAUAAAAGUAGUUGAACUAGGAGUUCUAUCCCUUGGCGGCAACACACAAGUUAUUUACAGACUGCAGUGAUGCGACCCUGAGAUUACAAUGCAGACUGGUCAUCACACUGUCCAAUUCUAAUUAUCUAACAUUAGAAUAGGCAAAUAGGCACCUCUUAACCCCAGAUAGUUUGCUAUCUGAUAUAGGAAAGAAAACAUCAGGGUGAGCUAUCUUUUUUCACAUCUUAUACGCAGGUAAAGCAAACACUAAAACCCACUUCAAACCAAAAAUAUAUUUAACAUGCAAAAUUGCUUUUUUUGCUGUUCAUAAUCCUCCAUACAUAGAAGUUUUAUGAACUUCUAAUGUCAGGAGAAACUGCUCUAGGGGUGCUGCUUUUAGUUAAGCAAACCAACUCCAAAGCUCCAAAAAAUGAGCUGCCUUAUUUUUCUUAAUCCUUCUUAAUAAGAAUAUUUCUCACACAUUCCUUAAUGGGUCUUUCAUUCAUUCUAAGCCCGCAAUGUAGUGUCUGUGCAUGUCAAACCUUUGGUUCUGUGAAAAAACAUCUGCAUUCAUAGUUUCAAACAUGUGCUUUUACAGUCUAACGGAAAUACCUAAGCUUCCAAUAUAUCAAGAGGAAUAAUAAUGAAAUAAUUUGUAUGGAAAUGCAUUGCAUGAGGGCAAAUAUUGUCAUAGGUUCAGAAAGCAAGAGGAAGAAUUUGAUAUGUUAACAGUGCUUGACAAAAGAUUGUUAUCUUUAAGAUACUUGGAAAACAGUGAAAUAAAAUAUUUACUUUUGUAUCAUUGCAUUCAGGCCUACAUACAGUUCUGAACAUUUUUAGAAGCAUAUUGGUGUAUUGUAUUCUUAUUAACAGAAGCAGGAGAAAGAUUUCUAUUGGAACUGUGGCAUAUGGAAAGGAAAAGUUUUAAAGUUUUAACUCUUUCUCUCCCAUGACUCGGUCCCAAAGAAAAUAAUCCACUCUACAUUGCUGUCAUCUGAGAAAAGAACACAUGCAUGGCUCUUAAUGACAAUUCUUUUUUGGGACUAAUAGCAGUUUUAUGGAAGGAGGAGGUUUUAAUUGGCCUUGCAUUAAUUUAAAGAAAGAAUACUAACUGGCUUCCUAAUGGCACACUUAACAUUGUUAUGUAGCAGUACAUCUGUUUAUAACAUCCCUAUAUCAUAUAAUUUAUCAUUUUUUACACUGACAGCACCGUGAACAAAGGAACAGAUACAAAGGCAAACUCAAUUUUAAAACUUGCAGCAUUGCAAUGGACAGGAAUUUAAGAGGCUAAAUUCAACUUUGUCACUUUAUUCAAAUUUUCAAAAUAGCCUUUAUUCUACUUGUUUUUAGUAUAAAAAGUCCACAAGUUAAGUGCACCACAGUGUUUACAGAGAGACCUAGAAUCCCAACCUUCCAUUAACAGUCAGCUGUAUGGAUGACCAUGACACAUACAACACACAGAAAAUUAAGAUAAAAUAUAUUCACCAAAUCUGAUAAUUUUUAAUUCAUAAAAACAAAAGCAACAACAACAAAAGAUUGAGGAUCCCUGAAAUAUUCUUCUUAAUCCUAAUAAGACUUCAUUGUACCCAACUCACUUUUUUAAAUGUUUGCAUC